AAGUUGGAGCUUGCUGUUCUUCCCCAUCUAAUCCUUGCAUCCCAAAAGGAAAAGAAGAAAAAGAGAUUGAUCAAAUUCUACAUACAAACACCGCUAUAUAAAGACAGUUACUUAAAGAAGUGGAGCUGCUAAUGGGUUCGUCCUCCACCGAAGCUUUUCCAGCAAUGCAGGAGACUUUGCUUGAGUUUCGUGCUGGUAAAAUGUUGUUGGAAGGAAAAAGGGUUGUCCCUGAUACACGUAAAGGACUCAUUCGCAUAACUAGGGGUGAGGAGGGACUGGUGCAUUUUCAGUGGCUUGAUCGCACACAAAAUGCUAUCGAAGAUGAUCAGAUUAUUUUUCCUGAUGAGGCUGUUUUUGAGAAGGUUAAUCAAGCAUCAGGCAGGGUUUACAUAUUAAAGUUCAAUACCGACGACCGGAAGUUCUUUUUCUGGAUGCAGGAGCCUAAAGCAGAAGAUGACUCACAAUUAUGUAGCUCAGUAAAUAAUAUCAUCAAUCAACCAUUAGAAUUCCUUGGUGACGAAGAGCCUGAUGCUUCUGCACCUUUGCAAGUGUCUGAAGACAUGGUUGAAGAUGAUAUUUCAUCAAGAGCUGGAAACUUGACUGUUACAAACUUAGGUGCUGAAGCAAUUAGUGAUGUAACCUCUUCAUCAGGGCCAGUUAAAUUGGAAGACUUGCAAAGAAUAUUGAGCAGCAUUGGGCCAGCAGAGAUAGCUGGUGAUCCUGAUGGAGGCUUGGAAUUAGGGGACAUUUUGAAGCCAGAUUUGAUAAUGCCAUUGAUUGAGACAUUGCCAUUGGAAGAGCGAUUAGCUUCAUAUUUACCUGAGGGUCAAUGGACACCGGAGGAUCUGUUGGAGUUGCUGCAGAGCCCUCCAUUCCGUCAACAAGUAGAUUCAUUUACUUAUGUACUUCGAACAGGACAGAUAGAUUUGUCUCAGUUUGGAAUUGACCCAAGUAAAUACAAGUUCACGGUUUUGUCUUUCCUCGAGGCACUCGAAGAUUCUGUUUCAAAGAUGUCUGAGUCAGGAGAUACAUGGCAAGAUGAUAAGGAUUUAAGACCUCAGUCAUGUAAUCGUAACAACCCCAUGGACGAGAGCAAGUGAUGGAGAUAAUUUCAUCCAUUGGUGUUUCUCUCACCCUUGUUUAUUGUAGGAGAGGUGAAAUGUUUCUUUAUCCUUUUUUUUUUUAUUAUUAAUUUUCUGGUUGGGUUUACAUUUCAUAGGAAUGGUUUUUGUUGUGGUUCGAACUUUCAGCUAUUUUACAGUAUAACAAAAAAUUUCUGUUGUAGGAUAAGUGGAUAUAAUUUUAUUGCUUUAAGACCCAUAUUUUUAGUACCUGAACAGCUAGAGAAACCAAUGAAUUGGUGAGACACAGAUAAAGGAUUAAUAUCUUGGGCAGCU
Theobroma cacao (cacao) is the source of this 1397-nucleotide messenger RNA. RefSeq names its product regulatory particle non-ATPase 13 (gene RPN13). The record is from RefSeq and is a predicted model, not a curated record. Gene Ontology annotation, molecular function: proteasome binding; endopeptidase activator activity. Gene Ontology annotation, cellular component: proteasome regulatory particle, lid subcomplex; nucleus; cytoplasm. Lineage: Eukaryota; Viridiplantae; Streptophyta; Magnoliopsida; Malvales; Malvaceae.